AUGAUUGUCUUCCUAACAGUGCUCAUCGUUGUCGGAGCCCUCGGUAACCUCCUCGUCUUCCUCGUGUACCUCAAGCAGUUUAAGGCCAGUGCCACGCGCGUGUUCGUUCUGGGAAUGGCCGUCUGUGAUUUCCUGACCAACGUCCUGACAUUGCCAUGGUCCACCUACGAAGGUAAAUAUGCAUCGGGUAUUUGGGAUUGUCGUAAUGGGUUACUUCAUCGUCGGGUUUGGCCUGCUGACGAUUUGCUACGUACAGAUAUAUAUCGCAUCUACCAACAGAAGAAGAGGCUUCUUCGUGCUGGACAAGGAGUAACGAAUAAAUGCAAAUUUUUUGGUCAACAAAACGUCCACACGGAGAAACGCAAAGGUACUGCCCUCGUUAAGACUCCAGCGGUAUCACGUGACCAAGGAGUGUUUAUCACGUCUGAGUCCUCAGACUCCUGCGCGAGCGAUGGGACUAAAGAAAGCAGUUGCAGCCAAAAUGUCGAGAAUAUCGCUGUGACCGACUUCACAACCAAUCAGAAGCAAGAAAAACCGUGUGAUGUGUCAGACGCCAGAGGAUGUACAGCUGUGUCAGAAGAUGUCGCGAAAUCUUUAAUCGUCACUACAACCAUUGGCAGUCCAAACAGAAACGAUGAAGAUAAAAGUCGUGAAGAAGACACAUCGAGGUCCUUUGCCCACGGACGACAAAGUGUAGAACAAGGACAGAAGAGGAAACCAUUUAUGUCCAGAACGACACUCAUGAUGUUUGUCCUGACCGUCGCAACCUUGUUGUUCUGUGUCCCGCCGAACUUCGCUGUUAUGUUAGCGAAUGUGCAAUACCGAAGUGUCCACAACAGCUCCUGGAAGAUCAACCUGUACUUCCUGGCCCGCUUCAUACCUACUCUCAACAGUGUCAUCAACCCUUUCAUCUACAGCUUUUGUAACCCAAAGUUUCGUCUACAGUGUCGUAAUUUGUUUACUAAAAUGCGUAACGCCUUCUGUCGAAAAACUUAUUUCUAGCAAACACUAUUAAAAAUAAAUCCUGUCCAUUUUGUUGUUUGAAAAUUCCACGAUGGGAGUUUCACGAGGUCAUUUCUCCAUAGGCCCAUAACCUUUUGACCCCAGUCCUCUUAAAGUAAUUAAGACUGUAUUGAGGAAAACUUAGGCUGUGUUUGUAACAUCUACACUACACUAAGACCGAUGUAAAAAAAAAAGUUCAUAAAAAGACUGCUUUGUAUCUGAGAACCUGUAAAUCUGCUUUCGUCUAAGUUUGUUUCUUGUAGAUUGCUUUAACACCAUUAUAAGCACUUUCUCAUACAAAGUCUGUUUAUAUUACCGAACCCUUCUGUAAAUCUCACAGCCUGCGGACUCACGUGUUGUUCACACUGAACGAAGGCGCGGAAUCAAAACAAAACA
Pomacea canaliculata is the source of this 1398-nucleotide messenger RNA. RefSeq lists its product as uncharacterized. Bases 1 to 1002 code for a protein of 333 amino acids. Lineage: Eukaryota; Metazoa; Mollusca; Gastropoda; Architaenioglossa; Ampullariidae. Gene Ontology annotation, cellular component: membrane. The record is from RefSeq and is a predicted model, not a curated record. The transcript has 3 exons. Gene Ontology annotation, biological process: G protein-coupled receptor signaling pathway. Gene Ontology annotation, molecular function: G protein-coupled receptor activity.